GCCCCCGCCAGCCUCCCGGAGGCGGGGGGACGAGGCUGACCGACUUCCUCCCCGAGGACGCCACCCCCUCAUCCCCGGAACGGAGCUGCAGACCGCACAGCCCCAGCCCCAGCUUGCUGGGGAGCUAGCUGAAUCCUCUGUCCAGCGCCCGCCCCAUCUCAGUGCAGGAGCGACCGCGCGGGAGGCUCGCCAAGAUGGAGCAGACGUGUGAAGAUAUAGACCAAAUGUUCAGCAAUUUGCUGGGAGAAAUGGACCUUUUGACCCAGAGUUUAGGGGUUGAAACUCUUCCACCUCCUGUGCCUGACCCACCUCAUACUGAAUUUAACUACAGUGUUGGUUUUAAAGAUUUAAAUGAGUCAUUAAACGCACUGGAGGACAAUGACUUAGAUGCUCUAAUGGCUGACCUUGUAGCAGAUAUAAGUGAGGCAGAGCAGAGAACCAUCCAGGCCCAAAAACAAGCUUCUCAGCACCCGCCAAACACAGCAUCUCAGUCGUCAUCAGUCCUGGGCAGUGGAGCUUCCCUUGGUUAUAAGGCAGAUUUUACCAGCGCGGGUUUUAGCCUUUAUGACGAUGAAUUGCCUCCCCCACCUGCAGACCCUGUAUUAGACCUUCCACCCCCUCCACCUCCUCCUCCUGAAUCUCUCACUCAGGAAGAAGAAGAAGCGCAGGCUAAAGCUGAUAAAAUCAAGCUUGCCUUGGAAAAGCUGAAGGAGGCCAAGGUUAAAAAGCUUGUUGUCAAGGUACAUAUGAACGACAAUAGCACUAAGUCACUGAUGGUGGAUGAGCGGCAAUUAGCACGAGAUGUUCUGGACAACCUCUUUGAGAAGACCCACUUUGAUUACAACCUAGAUUGGUGUCUUUAUGAAAUAUACCCAGAACUACAAAUCGAGAGGAUUUUUGAAGACCAUGAAAAUGUCGUUGAAAUCUUAUCAAACUGGACAAGGGAUACUGAAAAUAAGCUAUUAUUUUUGGAGAAAGAUGAAAAAUAUGCUGUAUUUAAAAACCCUCAGAAUUUCUACUUGGCUAAUAAAGGAAAAAAAGAAGGCAAGGAAACAAAUGAGAAAAUGAAUGCGAAGAAUAAGGAAUUUUUACUAGAGGAAAGUUUUUGUGGGACAUCUGUCAUUGUGCCAGAAAUUGAAGGAGCUCUUUAUUUAAAAGAAGAUGGAAAGAAAUCCUGGAAAAGACGCUAUUUUCUUUUACGGGCUUCAGGAAUUUAUUAUGUCCCCAAAGGAAAGACUAAGACAUCACGGGAUUUGGCUUGCUUCAUUCAGUUUGAAAAUGUAAAUAUUUACUACGGAACACAGUACAGAAUGAAAUAUAAAGCUCCAACUGACCACUGCUUUGUACUAAAGCACCCCCAGAUUCAGAAGGAGUCACAAUAUAUCAAGUAUCUGUGCUGUGAUGAUGCAAGAGCUCUAAAUCAGUGGGUCACUGGAAUAAGAAUUGCCAAGUAUGGAAAGAUUCUCUAUGACAACUAUCAAAAAGCAAUGGCGAGAGCCGGACUUGCCUCUCGGUGGUCUAACCUGGGGACCGUGGACCCGGCCACUGCAGCUCAGACCCCCUCCAAAGGGCAUACAGUAAGCACUGUACAACCUAAUGGACAGAUUUCCCAGCCUACACAAUCUGUUAGUGGAAUUUUCCAAGAGGCCCAGAGACAUGUUGAAGCCACAAAGGAAAAGAAGCCAGCCAUUAGUAACUAUGAUGCACCAGCACCUCCAGCCAAUAAUCUGAAGAAAUCCCACCUGCAACCACCACCACCACCACAGCGUCGGUCUUCUGAUGUGAAUUCAGUGUCUCUGAUGCCCCCCAAAUCCAUCAUGAUACCCUCCAAACCAUCUCCUCAAGAUGAUUUUCCUUUACCACCACCAAUGGGAGAGGCUGAGCUCCCCCCACCGCCACCAGAUUUUAACGAAGAACCUCCCAAUUUUGUGCCUCCCCCACCUCCUACAGUUUCUAGUGAUGAUGAAUUUCCUUUACCACCUCCUCCUCCUCCACCUCCACCAUUCCAAUCCACAGAACCCAGUAAACCUCCCCCACCCAUCAUUAAAAAGCCUCCAAUGCCUCCUAAAAGGCUAGAUAUUCCAGGACCAGCCCCUGGGGGUGCAAGUGGGGAACAAGAUUUUAUGUCUGAUUUGAUGAAAGCUUUGCAAAAGAAAAGAGGCAACCUAUCCUGAACUUUGUUUGUUUGUUUCCUGGAAGAGAAACAUGACAAAAUAUUCCUACCUAAAUAAGUAUACCUUUUUUUGAUUGUGUAUUUUAAUUGUUGUAUUCUUUAGACAAUCAAUGAUUGUCAAUAUAUAAAAUAUUGACUUCAAAGUAGAAAUAUUUUCAGUCAUUCAGUCAUUAACCUUUUAGAAUUGAUUUACUGACUUGUGGCUAAACAUAUGUCUUUUCUUAUCUUUGCACUUCAACUGAAUAUACCCUUGUUUUUUAAAUUGACCAUAAUUAUGUUAUGUGUCUCUUUUAUUUUAUAAAAGAAGAAUUACAUAAAAUGUAACAUUUUAUAUAGAAGGUAGUAGGUGGAAAUUAUGGGGAGGCAGAUCUUAGCCGAGUAUUGAGAACUUUCUAAGAGAGCUUUCCAAUAAUGGAGUAAGCUGCCUUGUGACAUACUGUAUGUCUAAUAACUGAGGCCACAUGUAAGGCCAAAGCUGGGGAUGCUAUAGAGGGACUACAUUUGUUGGGUGGGAAGGUGGACAAGAUACCUCCAAGAACCCUCCAAAUCAUAAUAGUCUAUAAUUCUAUAUUUAAAAGCUAAAAGGAAAACGUUUUCCCUUUGUGUUUCUCAGAUCUAAUAGAUGAAAAGGCAGCACAGCGUCCUGGGCAUAAAGCUGAUCUUGGAGUCACAAAAUUUUAGAGUUGGUUAAGUCUUCAGUGUCCACACAGUCCAUCUAAUUCAACUAGCUCUACAGCCAAGAGCAAACCUCUUAACUUCCCAGAAUCCCAGAAAACUCUAAAACUAUAAAUUACAGAUAAAUCAAGCCUGUCUUACUAGAGGGAGUUAAUACACCAUUGUAGAGAACUUAGUCCAGACCAAAAAGUGGGGUGGGGAGGGGAGAAGGAAAACGGAACACAAAAUAUUUUAUAAUAUAAUCUACCUUUUAAAGUAAUUUUUAAAUAGUUAUUAAUUCUGGUCACAUUUCUCAGUGUUAUCACCAACUCUUAACAAUGCAUUUCCCCAUAGCAUGUAUACCAGUUUCUCCAUAUUCCUAGGAAAACAAAAGGAAAAGAAAUUUAAAAGGCAGUUUAUUCACUUUGUUUUUAGUUGACUGCCCAUUUCAUUUUAGGAUGCACUGUGCAUGUCCUUGGUUUUUUCAUGUAUGAAUAACACAAAAGAGAUUUGAAUUUGUAAAUUAACCACCACUAAAGUAUUGUGCAUUCUAACUCAAAAUUUUUCAAACCUAAGAAAGAUGAUUAUGCCUCCAUUUUGGUAUAUGAAAAAUGAAGUUGAGAAAAUACGCUUAAUUCCAUUUUACUUAUAAAGAAAACAUAUAGGACCUAAGUAUUUUUUUUUAAUAUGGAUGAAAGAUUUUCAGGUUUGCCAGUUUUUAACCUAGAUGUUAAUUUAAAUAUUAUCAGUUUGUCUUUAUAAAGUACAGCUGAGGGAGAUAUGAUUACAUUUCAAUAUAUUUAUUAGAUUAUAAUUUAUGAGGUCUUAUUGGUUAUUUUAUGAACAUGUGUUAGCACAAGGACAAAGAAUAACUAACAUACAUACAAAAUUCCUCUUUAAAUCCUGUAAAUCUAUAGAAAAUUACCAGUUAUCAACAUCUGAUUCUGGGAGGACCAGAGAUAUCCAAGCUAAUUAAAAUGUGAGAUUUCCCAAUAAUUAGUGAAAUAAAUCUCAGGAAAGCAUUUUCCCUGAUACUUGACCCAAAUGCAGUGAAGAAGGGCAGGUACCCAUGGCAUCUCCCUGCUUUACCCUGCCUGCUGGCCAGUCUAAUGUAAGCCGAUCUCCAUAGUCAUAGUCCCCGUGAGCUCAGGGAUCCAUUUCCUUGUAAGGCCCCAAAGGCAGCACAGUUUAGUGGAAAGACUAGGACCUUUGGAGUCAGAAGAUCUAAGUUUAAAUCCUGGUUGUCCUACUUUUAGUACCUUUGUGAGCCUCAGUCAGACUACAUUAUUCCUGAGGUUCUUUCUAGCAUAAAAUUUUAUCUUAUUUUAACACAUAUGAUAAAUUGGAUUAGUUCCUGAGCUGCCUUUGUGGUCUAGGUUUGCUUCCAAGCAAGUGUAAGAGCCCCAUCAAUUCGAACUCCCUAAGACCACCUAGACCCCUAUGAGACUGAGCCAGAACGGGGCUUCUCAGAUUAGCCUGAAGUUGGUUCUCAUUUUUUUCCUGAUUUCUUCUCAGAUUUGUUGUUGUUGUUGUUCAACACGUCAGACCAGCUUUUUGUUGUUUUCUGAUGUAAUUACUAAAAGUAAAAACUGUACAACUGAAUGCCUCCAAGGUGGUGAAUGAAUCUCCACCCCCUUCUGUCAGCUCCCUCCCAGUUGGCUGUCACAACUCGGUGGUUCAGCCCCAACCCCCUUUACUGCAGAUUAUCUGUUGUCCCUCUGUGACCUAAGGGGGAAAGAGAUAUCCUCAUUAAAUCUGGAAGCUAACUUUUAUGUACAAUUCUAAAUUCCCAGAUGGCUCGGAAAUGAGUCCUAAAAUUCCCUCUAAAGGCCCUCUUUACUUCCACAUUCAUGACUGUUCUGGAUAGAGAUUGUUAACAACUCUACCACUGGAUAACUUUAUAGAUCACUAUAAAAAUGUAAAUGCUAUAAAAUUUUUGUUUUUAGAGUUCUGUGAAUAAUUUUAUAUAUACACAAACUUUAUUUUGUAGUCACAGAAUUUUAGUGUUAGAAGGUACCUCCACAAUUAUCUAAUCCAACCACUUCAUUUUAUGCAUGAGGCUCAGACACAUAGCAGCAGAGGUAGCCCAAGAACACACUUCUCCUGACUAGGAGGCCUUUGUCUUCCCCCUGGGCCAUGCAUGGUUGGGGGUUGGGUAAGGCCUUGGCUAUUAGGGUCCAAAGAAGCGGCAUGCUGAAGUCUGUAUCAUAACAAGGAAAUCCACUGGAAAAGUCAGAAGACAAUCAACAGAUCAAAGACAAGGCUGCUAACAAAAGAAAUUCAGAGAACAAGCCCGAGACAGAAGCCUAGGAGUCAAGAGAGGAGGUAAUGCAGACAGCACAGCUUGUAUACCAUGCCCCAGACUGAGGUCUGAACAGUUCUCAUGCACCAGCACCAUCCCAUCCUGCAUCUCUACUAGCACUGGGUCCUGUAUAUACCAUAUGUUUCCACAAAACAAAGAUAAGUUGAAUACUUGAUAAAUAAGUUUUGUACACAGAUAAAAUAUUUUCAAGCAGAA
Molecule: messenger RNA, 5345 nt
Organism: Vombatus ursinus (common wombat)
Lineage: Eukaryota; Metazoa; Chordata; Mammalia; Diprotodontia; Vombatidae
Gene: APBB1IP
Product: amyloid beta precursor protein binding family B member 1 interacting protein
Exons: 14
Coding region: 195-2174 (659 amino acids)
Biological process (GO): signal transduction
Cellular component (GO): cytosol; plasma membrane
Source: RefSeq, a predicted model, not a curated record